AUGGACGAGUCCACCGCCAACCUCGACCACGAUACCGACUUGGCUAUCCAGAAUGUACUGCGGACGGCGUUGGAGGAUGUGCAGAUGUUGGUGAUUGCGCAUAGGUUGAUGACCGUUUGCGGUCUUGACAAGAUUUUGGUCCUGGACCACGGUAAGGUCAUGCAGUACGGUACGCCGUGGGAACUAUCGCAGAAACAAGGCGGAUUCUUCCGGGAUCUGUGUAAACAGAGUGGAGAGGAGGCGCAGUUGCGGGAGAUGGCAAAGAGCGUGCAUGAUAAAAAGACGGCGUAG
Molecule: messenger RNA, 291 nt
Organism: Cryptococcus wingfieldii CBS 7118
Lineage: Eukaryota; Fungi; Basidiomycota; Tremellomycetes; Tremellales; Cryptococcaceae
Exons: 2
Coding region: 1-291 (96 amino acids)
Source: RefSeq, a predicted model, not a curated record